AUGGCACCAGAACUUCGCAAAAAGAAGGCACAAGCAGUCCCGGCCAAGAAGGAGGAGCAGGAAGAUGCUGCCCAGAAGAAGACCAAGGCGGUCGCUGCUGGAAAGAGGAAAGCCCCCGAGCAGGCCUCUCCCGUAGCAGCCAAGAAGCAAAAGUCGGUAUCAGACAAGGCCACGAGCAAGAAGGCCGUGAACGGUUCUACUACUUCCACUAAGAAGGAGGUCAAGAAGUCCUCCGCCAAGAAGGCCGCCGCACCCGCCGACAAGACCGAGGACCAGGAGGAAGAGGAGGACGAGCAGACCAAGGCCCUGGCCCGCGUGCUCGACGACGACAGCGACAGCGACGACGCAGAGGACGAGGGCUUCUCACCGGGCCAGGACGUCGGCCGGAUCCCCGAGGUCAAGGACAAGGUGAAGAAGGGCGCCCUGCUCAAGCACGCGGGCGGAGACAAGGAGGAGUCCGGCGUGGUGUACAUCUCGAGGAUACCGCACGGCUUCUACGAGCACGAGAUGCGCGCGUACCUGUCGCAGUUUGGCGAGAUCACGCGCCUGCGGCUGUCGCGCAACAAGAAGACGGGCGCCUCGCGGCACUACGCCUUUGUCGAGUUCGCCGAGGCCAGCACGGCCGACAUCGUGGCCAAGACGAUGGACAACUACCUGCUCUUCGGCCACCUGCUCAAGUGCAAGGUCGUGGCCCCCGGCCAGGUGCACGAGUCGCUCUUCAAGGGCGCCAACCGGCGGUUCAAGAAGGUGCCGUGGAACAAGAUGGCCGGCCGGCAGCUCGAGCAGGCGCAGACAGAGACGGCGUGGGGCAAGAAGAUCGACAAGGAGGCCAAGAGGCGGGCGUCGAGGGCCGACAAGCUCAAGGCGCUGGGCUACGAGUACGAGGCGCCGCAGCUCAAGGCCGCGGCCGAGGCUGUCAAGGACACUCCGGCCCCGGCGGCGGCGCUGGAGAACGGCGAUGCUACGGAGGCGCCCGAGGCGAUCGAGGCGCCGCCGGCUGCCGAGGAGGCUCAGAAGGAUGAGGAGGAGGAGGAGGAGGCAGUAGCCGCGGCGCCCAAGACCAAGGCCAAGCCAGCGGCGAAGGCCAAGAAGGGCGCCAAGGGGAAGAAGGUCAAGGCAUGA
This is a messenger RNA of Thyridium curvatum, 1122 nucleotides long. RefSeq lists its product as uncharacterized. The coding region runs from base 1 to 1122 and encodes 373 amino acids. Gene Ontology annotation, biological process: maturation of LSU-rRNA from tricistronic rRNA transcript (SSU-rRNA, 5.8S rRNA, LSU-rRNA). NCBI's taxonomy places the organism in Eukaryota, Fungi, Ascomycota, Sordariomycetes, Thyridiales, Thyridiaceae. The transcript has 3 exons. Gene Ontology annotation, molecular function: RNA binding. Gene Ontology annotation, cellular component: nucleolus. The record is from RefSeq and is a predicted model, not a curated record.